GGGAUGGGCGACCGGGGCGUUACCAGAGCUGCUGGCGGUGGCACGGCUGUCCCGGAGCGAGGGCCGGGAAGAGUCCGCCCGUCCCGUCGGGAGCCGCUGCCGAACGCGGGCGGUGAGUCCGGCAUAGGCUGCGCUCCCCGGGCGGCGGCUCUGCCGGCAGCGCGCUGCCCCGGGGCGGUCGGGCCGCCUCCGUAGCGCCACGGCCGCUGAACUUCGCUUCCGAGCCGCGCUCCGCAGACGGGCGCACGGGGCUCAGCGCGCGGCCGGAGCGGUGUAGGCUUAACCUGGGUGCUUAAUGAGACGGAGGUGAAUCCGUCCGGUUUAAUGACUUUACAGUGCGCGUAGAUGUAUACGUACAGGCACGCAAACGAGCCUGUGAAAUGCACUCAUGAGUUCAUCAGAAUACGUGUGGUAACAGCCUUCAUACUUACUACUCUGCUAGAUAGAAUACGUUGUUACAGAGCUGCUACGCUUCUUCAGUGUACUGGUGUUUAACUGUCUGUGGUUGGUGUGGACUAACUUGCAUGGGUUUAUCUUUUCUUUUCUUGCCUGUUGUCCUUAGCGUACUCAAUAGCAGUCCUUUCCCUCUUACAUACUUAACAUAAAUAAUUUUAUAGCCUUGAAAAACUUCCUAGUUUAUUUCUAGUGUAGUGUAUUUCUGCACUGCAGGAUCCUGGAGAGUAAUCCUGAACAUAGUGAUGCAAAUGGACUUAACAUCCAAAUUGUGUUCUGAUGUGGAGAUCUUCUUGGCCUUCAAGCAGAGUGCUGCACGCAAAUAAAUAAAAUCAGUGAAAGUGUAGCUUAAAAUGGUAGAAAACAAGUGGUUAAACAGUGUGUUUGUAAAUCCUGUGACCUGAAUUUCUGGUUCGAUCACUGCGCAUAAAGGCUGGGACAAUAGAAGUGACAGGGUAGGAAGUGUGUGACCUUAUGAGCCUUCUGUUUUGUCUGGCAUUCGUCUGAGAUGCGCAUCUAGUUCAGACCUUUAAUUUUCUCCUUCACAAAUUUUAUGAAUACGCUUAUACGUGGGUGAAAAACCGACAGAGUAAGUGGAUCUAUACUUGACUAACAGCACAAGCUGUCAUGUAUAAUAAGUUAUUGUACCCGUAUUACGAUAAUAAUGGGAUAUUAAGCCAACAUAUUUUGGCAGUGAGUCCUUGUAAUACGUAUGCCCUGUUUUGACGUCUGUAGAAGGAGGAUUAUCUCAGACAGACUUUGUAGUGGGAGGGUGUGAGUGGGAUGAAAGCAAAAGCUGCUUAAUUUUAAUCUUCUCUGAAAGGUAACUAAAAGUAGUGCACAUGGUUAAAAUAUGUAUGCUUUUCUUACUAAUGCCUUUUAAUUGUAGUCUCUUAAAUUUUUAAUGUAAACUCAGCAGUACUGAAACAUUUUAUAAGGUUUGGUACGUACUGAAGCAGCUCCCUGUCCUACAAAUAAGGAAGCCUUAAGGGAUAGCUGGCUCUUGUGUAAACAUCUGACAAGAGCCGAACAAGUCACUGUGUUUGUGCAGCAGUCACAGUCUGUUCAGUCUUCUGGCACUUGGUUACAUUGUUUCAGUAUUGUAAUUGUGAACUUGCUUUUCAGAAACGUUUUUCUGUCUUUUGUGCUUUUUAUAGUUCCAAAAGUGGUAUCUUGGAAUAAGCACGCACAAAACUCAGUGUCUGAAAAUGUGCAGAAUGACUGAUCUCUGUGCAGUUUGCAUUUUCCAGUAGGUUUAUAUUCUUACCUACUCCUCCCUUAUGACCUCCUUAGACAAAAGAAACUUUGAGCAUCCUGUGAGAUUUCUUAUGUAGGUCUUUCCUCCUCUUUAUAAUCUCAUAUGAGACCUUUGAAACCAGGUUUUGUUUGUAUCUUUCUGGAUGCUUUUCCUGCUGAAGUUGCAGGGUGUUUUUUUUUUAACUUACUAAAAGGCUUUUCUAAAUUAUGAGAGCUUCAUCUCUUAUCUGCAUGUUAUUGCUCAGAAGGUGGAUGGCAAAUUCAUGCAGUCCUAAGACUGGCUUUUGACUGGAUUGAUGUUCAGGUCUAGUUGCAUAUCCUCUUCCUAUCUCCAAGGUUUUUAUUCUAACAGUACAAAAACUACUGGCAAUUGAUACACCAAAAAGCCCCAUUGCGAGAUGCACAUUGCUCAUGAACGUACAUCAAGCAGGCACAGGAAUGAAAUGCUACCAGCCACCUACUAACAUACGCUUCAUGAUUUAGAUAUUGUUAGAUUUCUGGUUUAUGACGGGUGCUACAGAGGAGGUGGUGGUACCUUAGUUGUUCAAGGAGGUGGGGAGCAACAUGAAAGCUGAACCGCGCAGGCAUGCACUUAAGUGGUACCAGGCAUGCCGGCGGACAACAGCCUCAGUGGUGAGGAAGGAUUUGUUUUAAACAAAUGAGAAUGUCAGCAGUUCAGAUGUGGAACAAACAGUGUAGGUUGGUCUUAAACUGCUCAGGCAGAGGGUGGGAUUUGAAGUGUUUGAACGUAGCCUUUGGUCUUGACUUGCUGUGAGGAGUGGAGUCAGUAAGUGAUGUGUUGAUUCAUGUUUAAGGCUGUAUUUAAAAAUACUCUAGUUUGGUUGGGAAACUGCAUUUGGAAAUAAAAGAUUAAAUUGUGUAGAAAAAUGAGGAGAAAUGCUUAAGUGCCUGCGAGAAGACUUUAAGUGUAAAUUCCAUGCAGGAUUUCUACUUGCCUGAUGUUUAGAUUCACAGUAGUUGUACUGGAAUUGUGCUAAAAUAUUGUAGUACAGAUACACGGGCUGUGCUGCAAAAUACACUUUUCUUUGAAAUGCUUUUCAGAAUGCCUUCUGUGGUAAACGCAGGUCGGUAUAUGGUAUAAAUCACACAGGUAUAAAUAUAAAUGAAAAUAGUUGAUCAUAAACUACAUGUUGGAUGAUGAGGGCUGAAGGAUGUAGGAACUUUCCAGAAAGAUACCAGAAAUAUGAUACAGACUGUGCUUUGUAUUCAGUUAAAAUCGUGCUGCUCUUUGGUGAAAUCAAAGUGGAGUGCCAUUAAGCAAACACUUGGCUUUGUAAAUCAGGGCAGAAAGUUUGCAGAUUUUAGACAGUAACACUCCCUGGUGGAAGGUGGGUGGGUGCUGUGUCUGUGCAGGAGCAUGUGAGCUUUGACCAUGUAGCUUGCUUGAUGGCCUUGGUUUUAUUUCAGAAUUCAGAAGGAAUGCUCAUGUUUUUCUGAGAAGUAUUAGGUGGGCACUGAUUGCAGCUGCAUGAGACAUUUUCUGAGUGGGAAGGGGUAUUGUUAUGACCACUGGGUCUCUGAUUUUAUUUAAUUUUUAAAUGAGAUGACGUCAUUUCAUUGUGCCCAGUCAGGGCCUGAGUCAUUAAUGUGGUGAUUAAUCCUCAGUAGCAAAAAAAAAAAACAACAAAAAAAAACAUUGUUGCAUUGCGUGGAGCCAUAAUGAAAUAGGAGCACGUUUUAGGAAAGCUACAAUGAUGGAUGAUAAAUGUGUGAUUAUCGCUGAAUGGUUCUGAUGAUUUAGAGCAAGAUUGACAGGCUGCUUCUUAUUGUUUGAAAGGAUGUAAGCUGGGCACUGAAAAACUAGAGAGCUGACAUUUCAUGAACAUAACAGGUUUUGGAAGCUGAAAUAAUUAGGCUUAUUUGUUCAUGCUACUUGCUAAAGACAUCAAUUAGAAAUACUGUUCAGAUGUGGUAUUCAAUAACUGUAUGCCAGAUCAUCUAGAGCUUUUACAGCACCUUUAAACUUAUCAUGUAACAAGGAUGAAGUCAGUUUCCCCCAGAAAGCUGUCACAUGAUUAAUGUCUCCCAUUGUGGAGAAGAGAACAAAACACCAUAACUUUGUCUCCACGUCCACUAUGAUAAGUUCCUCAAUUGCAUAUGCAAUGGAAGAAACCAUUCUGUGUUCUGUUCAGGUGACAUUCUCAGAUGAUUAAAAAAGAGACCCUGUGAAUAUCCAUGUAUAUUGCGUUGUUAAGGGUUGUUCUAAAAGGACAAGUUAAUGCUGACACUGUACUUCGCAUUUUUCCGUAUUUGUUAUGCUUUGUUCACCUUCUUCACAUCCCUGGCUAUUGUGUUGGCUAACUAAUUGCUCAUGAGUUAGAAGUCUGAACAUAAGGCUUGCAUUUCUGUCACGUCUUGUGGUUACCUUCAUGAGGAGCUUCAUAUGGGCUGAUAUGUUCUGGAAAAAAAACCUUCCUGGAACUAAGCAACAAAAAUGUAUGCAGUGAGCCUUUCAGAUGGGAUGUCAUGUUUAAUGCCAGCACCUUUGACCUAAACCUGUUUCCUUUUAAAGAAAUAGUCAGCCUGCUUGCAACUUUGUAUUUGCGUAGUCUCUAAUUUGAAGAUGACACCUUUCAGUAGGUGAGUUCUUGCUGCUGCCAUGAUGAUCAGGGGAAAGACAGGAGUUGCUUUUGCAAAGUGACGUAACAGUGCUCCCGGUAUUCUCCCUGUAUUAUUCCUCGUUCAUCUGUUCAGCAGCCAGACAAACUGGCAGUUGUAUGAAGUGUUGUGGGGAACAAAGGGGAGCAGAAAAUACUGACCAUCCACUAAUGCAUUUGUCUAAUCACCCUUCUGGAGGUUAGACUGCAGGGAAAUUGACAAAAUUGCCUCCCUCAGUGUGAGCUGAAACAUGAAACAGACCAAGGUCAUAAACAGCCCGGUGUAAGAUCAUCUGGAAUUAAAAGAAUAAGGGUAGACUUGGGAGCUCAGAUCCUAUUCUCAGAUCCACCUAACUUGAGUGGAAGGGCAGGUAUGCAGGGAAAAAUGAUUUCCUUUGUACAAACAUCCUCAAAUGCUGGGGAGGAUAAAUUGGACCUGGUGUGGGAAAAUCUGUUUCUUCCACUUGUGAGCUUCCCAGCCUAAAGCUCUGACGUGGUCUGUUUGUUCAGCUUGACCUCACUGACUGAUUUCAGUUAGUUUUAAGUGAAUCCCCACAACAUUUACUUUGAAAGUUAAGGCUUAGAAAAGUGUUUUUCAGCAGCAUAUGGCCUCUGACAGUGAAGCAGAGGGAGGUGGAUUUGUGUCCAGAAACAUGUUCAAAGGCUAAUAUUGGAAGUUCCUGCAGAAGAGAGCCUUGUAGUGGGCAGAUUUGUUCAGACAGUUGAAGCUGUUAACUAGAAAAUCUUAACUAAAAAAAAUAAAAAAAGCCAGUGUAACAACUCAAGCACGCUAACAGCUUUGCCUUUGCGUGCUUUCUGGAGCUGUGAUGUUAUCUGAUCAGUCUUUGACCGUGAUCUAUGUGUGAUUAAGAUCUCUGCUUGUACAAUUAUGAACAUAUGAUCAGUGGAGUGGAAGUGUGUGCCCUGUCUUUGGAUAAGGGAAGAAUUAGGAACAUGGUGAUAUUUAUGAAGUGGAUGAAGAAGACUUGGGCUUAUGACAGAUUUUCUUAGCUAUUAAUUUUUUGUUUCCACAGAGCCCCCACAGUGACAAUACUGACAGAAACCACUGACACGUGAAGAUGAAACCAUGAAGAGAAAGCAGAACGAAUAAUAAUGCUUUUCCGAAACCGGUUUCUGUUCUUGCUGGCUUUGGCAGCCUUACUUGCCUUUUUGAGCCUCAGUCUACAAUUCUUGCAUUUAAUCCCAGUGAACCCUAUCAAGGAAGAUGGGUUGAAUCCUAAGAGCCGAAAGAGAAUAAUGCCUGAUUUGCUGACAGAACCUCCUGCAAUAGAUCCUGUUUACGAAGCUCAUGUUUACUGCAAUAUUCCUACCAUUGCUGAACGUAGCAUGGAAGGUUAUGCACCUCAUUAUUUUAAGCUAGCGUCAGUUCAAGUGUUGAUUCGACAUGGAGAUAGAUAUCCAUUAUAUGCCAUUCCCAAAACAAAAAGACCUGACAUUGACUGUACGUUGCUGCCUAACAGGAAACCUUCUCAUCCUCAGCUGGAAGCUUUCAUUAAGCACAUGUCCAAAGGGUCUGCAGCCCAAAUGGAUGGUACCCUAAGCAGCCUGCCUCGUUACCCUAGUCAUUCUCUUUGUGAAAUGGGAGAGCUUACACAGACUGGUGUUGUACAGCACUUGCGAAAUGGACAACUAUUGCGAGAAACUUAUAUAAACAAACAUAAACUGCUUCUGAAUGACUGGACAGCAAAACAGCUCUACUUGGAGACAACAGGAAAGAGCCGAACCCUGCAGAGUGCGCUGGCGCUGCUCUACACCUUUUUGCCAGAUUUUGACUGGAAAAAAAUUAAUAUGAGGCAUCAGUGGAGCACCAUUUUUUGUUCUGGAAGCUGUGACUGUCCUAUGCGGAACCACUACCUAGAAGAGGAACAGCGCAGGCAGUACAGCUUACGGGUGAAGAACAAUGAUCUGGAGAAAAUAUAUGUGGAUAUGGCAAAGAUUGUUGGCAUUCCUACCAGGCAGCUGAGAGCUUCUAACCCAAUAGAUUCUCUCUUGUGCUAUUUUUGCCACAAUGUCAGUUUCCCCUGUACCAAAACUGGCUGCAUUGGUAUGGAACACUUCAAAGUAAUCAAAAGACAUCAGUUGGAGGAUGAGAGAGAGAGACAGGAAAAGAAACUUUAUUUCCUGUACGCACUGUUGGCUACUCACCCUCUCCUCAACCAGACUGUUAAUCGGUUUCAGCGAAUUGCAGAAGGCAAGAAAGAAGAAAUAUUUGUUCUUCACUCUGCACAUGAUGUCACACUGUCACCUGUUCUUAGUGCCUUGGGCAUUACAGAGGCCAGAUUUCCACGAUUUGCUGCCAGAUUAGUUUUUGAGCUGUGGCAGGAUGGGAAGAGACCCAAAGAACACUUUAUCCGCAUCCUGUAUAAUGGUGCUGAUGUCACAUUCCAGACCUCAUUUUGCAAGGAUUAUUAUAAACGUUCCAGCAAGCCAAUGUGCCCGCUAGAAAAAUUUGUCAGCUUUGUUAAGAGGGAUAUGUUCUUAGUUUUUAACAGCACUAGUUAUUAUGAUGCAUGCCAUAGAAGACCACUGUAGGGAAGGAAAGUGAAGCUGUUAACUUCUGUGUAGGUGAAAGUCUGUAUUCUGGUUGAGGUGCAUUUCAGUUCUGUUGUUUCUUGACAAAUGAUAUUGCUUGGAACGUUCUUCAGUUUCACUUUCAUUCAAACUGUAGAUGGUCUCCAGUAGAAGAACAGAUACUGAGGAAGUAUUUUGUCUGUGUUAACUGUCAUGAAUUGAUAAACCAUGUGAGCUACUGUAAUGUUGGACUUUGCUUGAUAGGGUGAGAGAGCUCUGAUUUCAUUUCCCUAUAUUCCAGAGCAAUACUUGCACACCAUGAGUUUAAAAACAAAGCAUUCUUUUUUCACCAUCAUCUUGUAAUCAUGUAAGCAGCUGUAUCAGGAUAUUUAUAAAAAGCCAGACAUCUGCUUGUAGGAUAUUCUGGAUGCUCCCUACUCAGAAAGCAUUUUAAUAUUUAGGAACAGGACUUUAAAGCAAAGUGCUUGACUAUACCUGAGCAUGUACAAAUGAGUGUGUGCCUUUCUGACCUCACAGACCUACAGAUGCUUACUUAUGUUGCCUGUGCCAGAGAAGGGUGUACUGGAAAAUGUGUGCAAAACUCUAUUCUCUGACUGCACUUUUAGCACUUUGAACAAUACAAACACAAUCUACAAAUAUGUAAUGGUCUUGUUAUAUUAAAAUAGAUAACAAAUGCUAAUAUUACCACUACAUCUGAAUGGGAAAUUAGGAUUAUAAAUCAGUUUUACAGUGAGGUGUUGGGCUUUUUCCCAUUGUAAACAUGCUCAAGAUGCUGUGCUAUAAACAAAUCAGCAUUUUUGGAAUUUGAUAUAGUGGCUGCUUGAGACAGCUUGACUAAACACUAAGAAUUUUGUAGUUGAUUUUAGUAUUUUUAUGGGCUAGGAAGCUCUUAUUUUGUAUGAUCAGACUUGUGUACCUACUGCACUGUGUGAAUUUAUGGCACAGUAGAUCUUUCAUACUUAAGUUUGUAAAGAGCUGUGAAAGGCUGACUUUCAGACAUUUUUCCCUUGAUUGGGAUGUACAGACUUGAGAAUAAACUGUCUUUUAUGGGUAACUUGAGCAGUGUGUAGGUAUGAGAACUUGUAUUCAAACUGUUUUCAUCUCUUUAGGAAUAGUAAAUUGAAAAUCAGUUUUUAAUAGAAAUUAUAGAAAUUUUAUAAUUCUGGGGGGAUGGGUUUUUUACACAUCUAGAAAUAAUGUAGUCUGUGACUCGUGACUCAGUGGUGCUAGUUUAUAAAAAAACAAAACAAAACACAAAAUUAAGCAUAGGUUCUCUAACUGUUGAUAUUCCACUCUCUGUUUUCAGUGCUGCAUUUGAACGUAUUUCUUUAAAUAAAAAUGUAGGGACUCUUUGUGAA
This is a messenger RNA of Gallus gallus (chicken), 8239 nucleotides long. It is a transcript of the gene PXYLP1, whose product is annotated as 2-phosphoxylose phosphatase 1. Bases 5442 to 6881 code for a protein of 479 amino acids. Lineage: Eukaryota; Metazoa; Chordata; Aves; Galliformes; Phasianidae. Gene Ontology annotation, cellular component: Golgi apparatus. Gene Ontology annotation, biological process: glycosaminoglycan biosynthetic process; chondroitin sulfate proteoglycan biosynthetic process; dephosphorylation. The record is from RefSeq and is a predicted model, not a curated record. The transcript is spliced from 7 exons. Gene Ontology annotation, molecular function: phosphatase activity.